AUGGAGCACAUCGGAAGCAGUUACAAUGGGGCAACAAAAUUUGGCAGGAUGGAAGGUGAAGGAGAGUACACCUUCCCUACAAAUACAAGAUAUGUGGGAGAGAUGAAAGAUGGAAUGUUCCAUGGCAAAGGAGUGCUGUACUUUCCAAAUGGAAGUAAAUAUGAGAGCACCUGGGAAAACGGCAUAGCCAAACAGGGGACAUUUACCUUUGCAGACGGACUGCAGUACCAGGAGAAGGACUGGAACUACUGCGAUGGUUAUGACAGACGCUUCUACACGGAGAGGUGCAAUGGCCUCAGACCUGCAGGAAAAUCUCAGAUAACAGAUUUACAUCCUCCACGAGCCAUUCCUGAUGGAUGUUAUGACUGUGGAGAUGGUUUCUAUAACCCCAGCACCAGAGUGGUCACAGCCUACACCGGCAGGUUUCUCAGGAGCGCAGAUGACCAGGAGCAUGAGUGGAUUGUGCGGACUUGUCGGAAGGCUUGGGAUGAGGCUUGUGGCGCUGAGCCGGAAAAAUCAGCUGCAGCCAGAUGUGAGGAGAGCAGCAAUGUUAACUUUUAG
Messenger RNA from Pelmatolapia mariae (spotted tilapia), 561 nucleotides. It is a transcript of the gene morn5, whose product is annotated as MORN repeat containing 5. NCBI's taxonomy places the organism in Eukaryota, Metazoa, Chordata, Actinopteri, Cichliformes, Cichlidae. The record is from RefSeq and is a predicted model, not a curated record. The transcript has 5 exons. Bases 1 to 561 code for a protein of 186 amino acids.